Molecule: messenger RNA, 1428 nt
Organism: Anthostomella pinea
Lineage: Eukaryota; Fungi; Ascomycota; Sordariomycetes; Xylariales; Xylariaceae
Source: the annotation of a GenBank genome assembly
AUGCUCCUCCGACAGCUCCAGCGGCCACUCUCGCGAUCGGUAGCUGCAGCAUGGCGUUCAGCACCACCUACAGCGCUGCUGCACGGUAGCAGCAGCAGCCGACUGCAAGACGAAUCCCAGUCGCAACAACCGCAGUCACAGUCACAUUCGCCGCCGGCGUCCGCCACAGAGGAGAGUCCGCGACUCCCAGAUCAGCAGAAGCAGAACGAGGAGAACAAGAAUCAGAAGAAGGACAAGCCGUCAUUGUUCGAGCAGUUGUUCCCAGAGGAAGCCAAGCAGCCCGGUGGCGCGUCUACUAGCAGCCGGCUAUCGCAGCUCUUCGAGGAGCCGCAACGCAUACCCUUGCACGACGGGUUUCCCAUUGAAGGGCUGCAGAAUGAGGAGAACAAGUCAGCGGGGGCGGUGGAAUGGGAUACUACUGCCCUGCGCGCGAAGGCCAUCCUGAUCCUGUCGGCCGCCAGCAAACACCUCCUCGAGAGCGACUUCCUGCGUCUGGGUCCGAAGGGGAAGCACGUCGAGGGAUGGGUGAGCGGUAUUCUGAAAGUCAUCCAAGCCCGCGACCCCGACACUCUCGAGCCCCUCGGCCACUACUUCAUCCUCUUCGACAGUCCCGAAGCCGCCGUCUACUACCGUGACGAGGUGGAGCGACUCUGGCAGCUGGGCAAGAGCCACGUCCCAGGCGCGCACCACAAGAAACACUCUGAAAAGCGACAGCCAGUUCCGCGAGGCCUGCGCACUGAUCGCGGCGAGGACAUCCUAUCCACACUCAAGUCCUUCACGCUCGUCCCGCCCUCACAGCGCUACCGCCUCGCCCUGCGGAUUUCAGCAGGGGAGCAGGCCGUCUCGCCCGGCAGCGCAGACAACAACGAGAUGUACGGCGGCGGCUUCGGCGACUACGGGCUCGCGCACUCGAUGGUGGAGGAACUAGACCGGGGCGGCGCGUUCGCAGACCAGCUGGCGCGGCGGGUCGGCUCGCGGUCCCUCGUCCUGCUGGGCGUCGAGGGCGGCCGCGUCGCCGCCGACGUGGUGCGCCGCGCCAUCAGCGACGACGGCCGCGACCGCAACCUGCCGUGGCGCGUCACGGACCUCCAGCGCGGCAUAAUCCCCUUCGGCAAGAGCGUACUCCGGCUGCGCGACCAGGACCCAAAGUCAGACGUCCUGCCCACCGGCGUGGAUCCGCACAGCUGGGAGCUGUUCGGACGGCAGGUGGACGACGAGGGCGCCGCUGUGGAAGCCGCCGAGCAGAAGGAGCGCGAGGACAGGUACAGACGCUAUCCGCGGUUCAUCGUGGCCUUCACCGACGACGCCGAGGCGCACCGGUUCGUGCGCACCUGGCACCGCCGCGAGCUGAGGCUGCGGAUGGGUGACGCCGAGGGCGAGGGCGGCUGGGAGGAGACUAGGAUCGUCAAUGCUACGGUGCUGUGGUGA